UGAUGAUUUGGCUAUACCGGACAGCAUUGAGUUGUCACGAAUCAUGGUGAUAGUAGAUGGUUGUGCUUAUCAUAUAUUUCGGUCCUAGAGAAAAUUACUCGGAUAGCCAUUAUCGUAAACACCCUGUGAUUAGUUGAUUUCUUAAAACCUUAAGGCCGCCGUACAGACUUUUGCAUAACGCAUAACGUAUGGACAUAAGCAAAUCGAUUGGCCCAUAAGCAAAGUGCAUAAGAAAUUCAACCAAUUGACCAUUUAUGUAAUGCGUUAUGCAAGUCUGUGCGGCGGCCUUUUGAUUAGAGUACGAACAGGCCUUUUGCAAUAAUAAUGUAUAACCUCUAUCGGAUUAUUGAAAACUAAAAAGCGUUACGAGUUACGAGUGCGAGAAAAACAAGUUGUCGAAACAUUGUGCAAUAUUUGUAUUGUGCAAUAAUUAAACUAUGAUAUAAUAUGAAUACCAAAAAGGAAAAAACUAUAUCAAAAAGCAUUGUUUGGAACUAUUUUAUAAAAAAAAUAAUACAUCUUCUCAAUGUAAAUUAUGUACAAAAGUUCUUAAACAUGGAAAUACAACCUGGAAAGCUGGAAAUACAACCAAUCUAAUGCAACAUUUGGAAAGGAAACAUACGUUGCAUUUGCAUCCAAAAAAAUGCAAUGUUUCUUCAACAAUCAAUAAAGAAAAUAUUGAUAAUAAUAAUACGCUUAUAAAUAAUGAACAAUCUACAACUAAUAACAUUGCAAAUGAUAAUGAAGAUAUAGAUAUGGAUGUAGAUGAUCCCAAUGUGCCUAGUUGUUCAUAUAAUACUAACAAUAAGUCUAACGUACUUAAACCUAAGAUAAAACAGCAAAAGACUGGAAAUAUAGAAAAUGCCUUUCAACAAAUUAAUUCUUUCAAAGAAGGAGGUACGCAAUGUAACUAAUGCAAUCGCAUUCAUGAUCGCCAAAGAUAAUCUUCCCUUUUUAAUAGUGGAAAAUGAAGGAUUUAAACAGUUAAUGAAGACAGCAGUGCCUUUAUAUGUAUAUUAAUAAUUAUUUAUGUUAACUAUGUUACUUAGUAUAUUUAUUAUUAUUUUUCUUUAUAUAUAUAUAUGAUACUUAUUUGUUUAUAUUUAUUUUAU
Monomorium pharaonis (pharaoh ant) is the source of this 1112-nucleotide messenger RNA. RefSeq names its product 5'-AMP-activated serine/threonine-protein kinase catalytic subunit alpha-like. Bases 597 to 914 code for a protein of 105 amino acids. The transcript has 3 exons. Lineage: Eukaryota; Metazoa; Arthropoda; Insecta; Hymenoptera; Formicidae. The record is from RefSeq and is a predicted model, not a curated record.